CUUCUGAACACGGACUUCAGAUGUCUAUCAUUUACCAGCAAGAAACUAAAACAAACUUCUCAUACGAUAAUAAUAUCGUUCAGGAUAAAGUACAUGGAGAUAAUCAAAAUGAUUUGAAAUCUAAAGAAAUAGAAAUGAAUAAAUUUGAUGACAACCCUGAAUCCAUAAAAUCAACAAAACCUUUUUCAGAUGAUUGGCUGGAUUAUUUGACACCUCAAGUAUUUUAUGUUAUGAAAUCAGAAUUUCAAACGUCGAUCUUAGAUCAACAACCACUUGAAAGCAACUCUGGAGAAAAAUUCCAUUUGCCCAAUCAACAAGAAUCUGAUGAAUCGAAAAUGGAUAUGAAAAAAAUUGAAGAAUCAAUGCUUAAAAAUUCAAAUAAUUCAGAGAUGCUAUUAUUUUCUGAAUUCAAUCAUGAAUAUGCCGAUCGCGCUAUUCCAAAUAUCAAAAUUACAACUCUACCAAUUACAAUCACAGAAUCAAACGAAAAAGACAUUUCAGAUCCUCAUUCAAUUCUAAUUAAAUCUGAUUAUUCAACGGGCGAUAAUAGAGAAAAGAAAGCUGUAGUAGAUCAGUAUGAAACGAAAUCAAGUAUGGACCGAUCGAAAUUCAUUUAUUCUAAUGUUUCCAAAAAAGUAGUUAACAAAUUUCAUAUUCCUGUUUCUUCUGACGAUUGGCUAGAUUAUCUAUCGAUUAAAGGUACUAGAACUCAAAAAUCAGACCUAAAAAUGUCAAUCAUUGAUUUGCAACCACUUGAAAAUGUUGAUAAGGAAAAAUUAUCAAAUAGUCUUGAUAUUUCUUCCACAAAAUCAAUAAAAAUUUCCAAUACUAGCUCCAAACAAUUUGAUAUGACAACAUGCAAAGAAACAAAAAGUUCUUUUGAAUCAUUUGAACAAAACAAAAGAUUGUCCCAAAAUGAAAACCAAAAUCAUUUGCACCGAAUGAAUGAGAAUAAUGAUACCAAUGAUAAAAUUUCUGGUGAAAACUUAAAUUCUACAAUUACUACAUUGCAGCACAACAUCACACAACUCAUGCUCAGUGAAAUUGGCAAAAAAUCAGCUACCGAACAAAAAAAUGAUAUCGCUGGAAAAUGUUCUCAAAUCGAUAGCGAUGAAAAUUUGAAAUCCCAAUUGGGACCAAUAAUUGAUGAUGAUGAUGAUGAUGAUGAUAAACGAGAGAAAUUUGGAAUACAGGUUGUUAAAAAUAAAAAUCUCAUGACAAACAGAAAUCGAACUUUGCCAUUACCGACGUUUUCAAUUAGUCUAUCGCAUGAUAAUGAGCACUCAUUUCAAACUGGUUUAAAAGUCCAGAAACCAUCAGAUUCUAAAGAACCAAAAACUAAAACUAAACAAAGAAGAAACAAAACUGAAUUUUUCACAAAUGAUGGCGAAAAUGAUAAAGAAUUGAUCGACAAAAAUCCCGUUCAAUCGUCAAAAUCUUCAUCAUCAUCAUCAUCAUCGCCAUCGACUGUCAAUAACUUAAAUUUUUCUACGAUGAAAACUUGGAAUAAUAUUAGAAAUUCAUCAUCAUCGGAUAAUGAUCAUAAAACAUUAUCUGCAACAAAACAAGCUAAAAUUCGAAGUAAAAAAAUUCGUAAACAUUGUGAUGUUAAAAGUCUAAAAGUCAUCGACAUGAAUGUGUUGGAAGCUAAAAUUAAUGGCAAUAGAUAUGAAAAAAUUGAAUCCACACAAAAGCCGAUUCGAAAUCCUAAAUCAUCACUUGAUACGAUUAUUGAUAAUAGUGAUAAUGAUGGUUCAUCAACACCACCAUCAACUCAGAUAAAACGGUUUAAACGUAUCUUUCAAUAUUCUCUACCAUUUUAUUUUUUUCUCUUACUAUUGCUUUUAAUAUUCCUUAUUAUACCUAAAGAUGAAAAUGAAUUCAAUUGCCUAUUACGGAAUGAUUAUACAAUGACAUUGAAGAAAAUUUAUUUACAUGGAGCGCCACCGAUUUAGUUGAUGAUUGAAUAUUUUUGAUAAAUAUUUUCAUAUUUUUUCACCAGUUUGUUUAUCAUCAAAUGCCU
Molecule: messenger RNA, 2023 nt
Organism: Dermatophagoides farinae (American house dust mite)
Lineage: Eukaryota; Metazoa; Arthropoda; Arachnida; Sarcoptiformes; Pyroglyphidae
Source: RefSeq, a predicted model, not a curated record